GGGUCAAGUUCCAAGCUUUAAUAGGAUACUCUGUGAGAUGAGUAGGGACAUUGUGCCUUUGGUUUUAAUCUGAGCUUUGGUUUCUCUUCACAGUGCAGCCUUCAUAUUCAUGCUUCUUACAGUAUCUCCCAGAAGCUAAAUGUUCCUAUGGCCCCACUCUCAGAGCCCAAUGCUGUAGGCAUAGUCAUCGCUCAUGGUAGCGUGGGGGAUGCUAUCUCAGUGAUGGUACCAGAUGUGUACAUCUCAGAUGAUGGAGGAUAUUCCUGGACAAAGAUGCUGGAAGGGCCCCACUAUUACACCAUCCUGGAUUCUGGAGGCAUCAUUGUGGCCAUCGAACAUAGCAGCCAUCCUAUCAAUGUGAUUAAGUUCUCCACAGAUGAAGGUCAGUGCUGGCAAACGUACACAUUCACCAGGGAGCCCAUCUAUUUCACUGGCCUUGCAUCAGAGCCCGGCGCCAGAUCCAUGAAUAUCAGCAUCUGGGGGUUCACAGAGUCUUUCCUAACCCGCCAGUGGGUGUCCUACACCAUUGAUUUUAAAGACGCCCUUGAAAGAAGCUGUGAGUGCCUGCCAGAAAAAUGGGCCCCUUUCUGCAGAUGAUCCAUUCACUUUAAUCUCUUUUAGCUGGGUAAACAAAUGCACGUGUAUACAG
Messenger RNA from Castor canadensis (American beaver), 649 nucleotides. NCBI's taxonomy places the organism in Eukaryota, Metazoa, Chordata, Mammalia, Rodentia, Castoridae. The record is from RefSeq and is a predicted model, not a curated record.